AUGACCCGCCUCCAGCAGAUCCUCUUCGCCGCGCUGCUCUGCGCCACCGCCGCGCGCCCGACCGAGCGCCGCCGCCUCGGCGCGGACCUCGACCUCGUCAAGCUCGCCAAGGCCGCGGGCGACGGCGAGCUCGGCUCCCGGGUCCUCUUCAAGGUCGACGGCGAGCACGCGCUCGCCAAGUCCGGCGACCGCGAGGCGCUGGCCAAGCGCGUCGCCGCGGACCUCGACUGCGACGAGCACGAGCCCGUGCGCGUCUUCCGCCCCGCGGGCAAGCACGAGGCGAAGCACGUCGCCGCCGGCCUCCACGACUGGUACGCGGUGCGCUGCAGCCGCGCGCCGGAAAAGGCCGCGGCCGCGAAGAAGACCUUCGACGCGCUGACCAAGUUCCUCGACGAGGCGGACCACGACGGCGUCGUCGUCGUCGAGCCCGAGCUCGAGCACGCCCUCUCCUGGACGCCCGACGACCCCCUCCUCGGCACGCAGCCGCAUUACGACGCGAUUCGCAUGCCCGAGGCCUGGGACGUCGUCCGGGGCGACGCGUCCAUCGUCGUCCAGGUCCUCGACACGGGCAUCGACAUGGCCCACCCGGACCUCCAGCUGAACAUCUGGCGCAACGAGGGCGAGAUCUGCGGCAACGGCGUCGACGACGACGGCAACGGCUACGUCGACGACUGCCACGGCUACAACCACGCCGACGACGAGGGCGCGAACCUCCUCGGCGACCACUGGCACGGCACGCACUGCGGCGGCACCAUCGCCGCCGACAGCAACAACGGCGUCGGCGUCGCGGGCGUCGCCGGCGGCGACGGCGCCGCGGACUCGGGCGUCAAGCUCAUGAUCUCCGUGGGCUUCGGCAACAACGGCAACAUCGGCGGCUUCGCCGAGGCGCUGACCUACGGCGCGGACAUGGGCGCCCAGAUUAGCUCCAACUCCUGGGGCUACACGGCGCCGGGCUUCUGGAGCCAGGCCGAGCUCGACGCCAUCGACUACUACAACGCGCAAAACGGCAUCGUCGUCUUCGCCGCGGGCAACAGCAACUCGGCCGAGGACUACUAUCCCGGCUUCUACGAGGGCGCCGUCGCCGUCGCCGCCGUCGACGACUCCGGCGUCCGCGCGUCGUUCUCCAACUACGGCGACUGGAUCGAGAUCUCCGCGCCGGGCGUGAGCGUCUACUCGACGUACACGCACGGCAUGGACUACGGCUACGCGAGCGGCACGUCCAUGGCCUGCCCCCACGUCGCCGGCGUCCUGGCGCUCGGCUGGUCCAUCGACGCGGCCAUCCCCCGCGACGCCUUGCUCUCCUGCGCGUACGACACGUCGAUCGACAUCGCGGACUCGAACACGGGCUACCCGGGCCAGCUCGGCUCCGGCAUGAUCGACGCCAAGGCCUUCGUCGACUGCGCGGCGGACCUCGCCAACACGAAGCCGCCGACGGCCACGCGCGCGCCGACGGCCGCGCCGACGGCCGCGCCGUCGCCCGCGCCGACGGCCACCGCUCGGCCGACGGCCGGCUGCGGGCCCUGCGACGGCGUCCUCGAGCUCGCCCUCGUCACGGACUCGUACCCCGCGGAGACGUCCUGGAGCCUGGCGCUCGACGCGUCCGCGCCGGACAACUGCGAAGACGCGUCCGCGACGUCGGGCGGCUACGCGGACGCGAACUUCGACUACGGGGCCGUCGUCAUCGCGACGCAGAUCUGCCCGGGCCAGGCCUACACCUUCGAGCUCGCCGACUCCUUCGGGGACGGCAUCUGCUGCGGCUACGGCGCGGGGUCGUUCUCGCUGAGCCUCGACGGCGUCGUCCUCGCGUCCGGCGGCGACUUCGGCGCGUCCUUCUCCCUCGACUUCGUCGCGCCCGAGGCGGACGACGACGACGACGACGACGACGACGACGACGACGCGGCCGCGCCGUCGGCCGCGCCGACGUCCGCGCCGGCCCCGGCGCCGACGGCCGCGCCGUCGUCGCCGCCCACGUCCCACCCGUCCCCGGAGCCGACGACGGCCGCGCCGUCGUCCCUGCCGACGCCCGCGCCGUCGUCCCUGCCCGCGCCGUCGCCGACGGCCGCGCCCGCGCCGUCGCCGACGGCGCUACCCGUCGCGGCGCCCACGGCGGACGACCCCUACGCGCCGACGACCCGGCCCGCGCCCGCGCCCACGCCGCGGCCAACGGUGCCCGCGCCGUCGCAAGCGCCGACGACCCGGCCCGCGCCCGCGCCCACGCCGCGGCCGACGGUGCCCGCGCCGUCGCUAGCGCCCGUGCCCGCGCCGUCGAACGCGCCGACGCCGCGCCCGACGCCCCGCCCCACGCCCCGGCCGACGCCCCGCCCUACGCCGGAGCCGACGCCCCAGCCGACGCCCCAGCCGACGCCCCAGCCGACGCCCCAGCCCACGCCCCGGCCGACGCCCGCGCCGUCGCCCGAGCCCACGCCCGCGCCGUCCAAGGAGCCGACGCGCGCGCCGCACCCCGCGCCGACGGCCAAGCCCACGGCGCUGCCCACGACGCCGAAGCCGUCCCUCGCGCCCGUCGCCGCGCCCACGGCCGACGAGGGCACGUGCGUCGACGACGCGUCGUGGCGCCACUACUCGCGCGGCCGCGAGCGCGACAACCGCGACUGCGCGUGGCUCGACGGCCGCGACUCGAAGAGCCGCUGCGACCGCUACAAGGACGGGGCCGGCGUCCGCGCGCGCGACGCGUGCUGCGCCUGCGACCAGUACUACGCGCCCGCGCCGACGCCCGCGCCGACGCCGCUCGGCUUCUGCGCCGACGACGACGACUGGCGCUUGGCGAAGAAGGGCAAGACGAAGAAGAACAGGGGCUGUGAAUGGAUCGCGAACAAGGGCGCGUCGAAGAGCCGCUGCAAGUCCAAGGACAUCGACGGCGUCCGCGCGUCCGCAGCGUGCGGCUGCCCCCAGCCCCGGGCGAAAAACGCCCCAGAGAGAGUACGUACGUUCACGCCGAUCCUCGACUGCGAGUCCAUGUUGAAGGUCGAGCUCUACCUCGACGCCCACAAGCCGGGGCUUCCCGGCAUCAAAGCAACCGACCCGCUCCGCGGGUCUUCAGCAAGAGCCCGCUUCCACGCGGUGCUGUGAUACCGGGAGGUUCCCAAAAGCAACAACAACCAGAUGCGCGCCGUCGCGUACGCGCUCGUCGCGGCCGUCGCGGCCGCGCGCCUCGGCGCGCCGCCGCGGCGGCGCCUCGAGGACUCGCUCGACAUGGAGAAGCUCUCCGAGGACGCCGCCGUCGGCGCGCUCGGGUCGCACGUGCUCUUCAAGCUCGACGGCGACGACGCGCUCGUGAAGCGCGGCGACGCCGCGGCGGUCACGGCCAAGGUCGUCGACGCGCUCGGCUGCGACGGCGAGGCCACGCGCGUCUUCCGCCACGCGGGCAAGCACGAGGCGGCCCACGCCGCCUUCGGCCUCGACCUCUGGUACGAGGUCGCGUGCGAGGCCGAGGGCCCCGUCGAGGGCGACCCGUCCGAGCAAUGCGAGGACUCGCCGUCGUGGUACCAGGGCACGAAGAAGUCGAAGACCUGCGCCUGGGUCGCCGAGAAACCCGCGAGCCGCUGCAAGGACACCGUCCAGUCCAGGGACGGCGUCACGGCCAGCGUCGCCUGCCCCGAGGCCUGCGACGCCUGCCCGGCGGACGUCGGCGACGCGGCGCCGUGCGAGGACUCGCCGACGUGGUACCAGGGCAAGAAGACGACCCGCACCUGCGCGUGGGUGGCCAAGAAGCCCGAGAAGUACUGCGCCUUCGAGUCCCGCGCCAAGGUCCCCGCGAGCGCCGCGUGCCCGGUCGCGUGCGACAGCUGCCCGGGCCGGCCCGGCCGCCGCCUCGCGGCGGCGCGCCAGUACAAGGCCGUGGCGGACUCGCAGAGCGUCUACGACGCCCUCCGCCGCUUCCUCGACAGCGACGCGCACGACGGCGUCGUCAUCGUAGAGCCCGAGCUCGACUACGCGACGUCCUUCACGCCCGACGACCCGGGCCUCAACACGCAGUCGCACUACGACGCCAUCAACCUCCGCGAAGCCUGGGACCUCACGACGGGCGACCCCAACGUCGUCGUCCAGGUCCUCGACACGGGCAUCGAGCUCGACCACCCGGACCUCCAGCUGAACAUCUCGUCCAACUCCUGGGGCUACACGAACCCGGGCGCCUACUCGCAGUCCGUGCUCAACGCCAUCGACUACUACAACGCGAAGAGCGGCAUCGUCGUCUUCGCCGCGGGCAACAGCAACUCGGAGAGCGCGUACUACCCGGGCUACUACGAGGGCGCCGUGGCCGUCGCGGCCGUCAAGAACUCGGGCGUCCGCGCGGACUUCUCCAACUACGGCGACUGGAUCGAGAUCGCCGCGCCGGGCGUCAGCGUCUACUCGACUCUGACGGGGUCGACCUACGGCUACGCGUCGGGCACGUCCAUGGCCGCGCCGCACGUCGCGGGCAUGCUCGCGCUCGGCAUGGCCGUCGACAUCACGUUCCCGCGCGACGGCCUGCUGUCCUGCGCGUACGACACGGCGAUGCCGAUCGACGACCUCAACCCCGACUACGAGGAGAAGCUCGGCAUCGGCAUGACCGACGCGGACAAGUUCGUCCAGUGCGUCAUGAACGGCGGGGCGGCCGAGCCCCCGACGCCUCGCCCGACGCGGAAUCCGACGCCUCGUCCUACGCGUCAGCCGACGCCCGCGCCGACGCGCAAUCCCACGCCGGCUCCCACCAAUCGGCCCACGGAUCGCCCUACGCGGAACCCGACGCCCAAGCCUACGCCGCGCCCGACGGCCAAGCCCUCCGAGGCGCCGACGCCCAAGCCCUCCGAGGCGCCGACGCCCGCGCCGUCGCCCGCGCCGUCGCCCGCGCCGACGGAGCGUCCUACCCAGCGUCCUACACCGCGGCCCACGCCGCGGCCGACGCCCAAGCCGUCGGCCGCGCCGACGGCCAAGCCGUCGGCCGCGCCCACGCCCGCGCCCACGUCCAAGCCCAGCGCUUCGCCGACGCCCGCGCCGUCGAACGCGCCGACGCCCAAGCCCUCGGCCAAGCCUUCCGAGGCGCCGACGGCCAAGCCUUCCGAGGCGCCGACGGCCAAGCCCACGGCCAAGCCGACGGAGAUGCCCACGGAGAAGCCGACGGCCGCGCCUACGGAGAAGCCGACGGCCAAGCCGUCGGCCGCGCCUACGGAGAAGCCCUCCGAGGCGCCCACGCCGCGGCCUUCGGCCGCGCCCACCACGCCUUCGCCGACCGAGGAGCCGUCGGCCGUGCCGACGCCCGCGCCCUCCGGCGUCUGCGAGGACUGGACGACGUGGUACGAGGGCACCAGGAAGGCCCGCACCUGCGCGUGGGUGGCCGAGAAGCCCAACAGCCGCUGCGAUCGCGAGUCCAAGGCCGGGGUGUCGGCCCGCGACGCGUGCCCGCAGACAUGCGACGACGCCUGCGCGCCGACGGCGUCGCCGACGGCGUCGCCCACGGAGAAGCCAACCGCUGGGCCGACCGAGGAGCCGUCGGCCAAGCCGUCCGCGGCCCCGACGGCCGCCCCCACGGGCGCGCCCACGGAGGCGCCGUCCCCGGCGCCGUCCGCGGCCCCGACGGCCGCCCCCACGGGCGCGCCGUCGGCCGCGCCCACGGGCGCGCCCUCGGGCGCGCCGUCGCCCGCGCCGACUUCGUCGUCCACGGAGACGCCUUCGGCCGCGCCGACGGCGCUCGUCACGGACCCGCCGUCGGCCGCGCCGUCGGCCGCGGCCACCGACGCGCCCACGGGCGCGGACACGUCCGCCCCCACGGGCUCGCCGUCGGCCGCGGCGACGGGCUCGCCCUCGGCGAACCCGACGGCGGCGCCGACGGCCGUCGCGACGGACCCGCCGCGCGACGACCCGCCGCGCGACGAUCCUCCGCGCGACGAUCCGCCGCGCGACGAUCCUCCGCGCGACGCGCUGCCGACCCCGGCGCCCAGCUCGUACUGGGAGUCGGAUGACGACGACGACUCCUUCGGCGCGUCGUACAGCUACGACUUCGACGACGACUGGCUCGUCCCGACGGCCGCACCCGUCGCCAAGCUCACGCCCGCGCCGUCGGCCGCGCCGACGGGCAUCGCGACGAGCACGCCGUCGGCGCGCCCCACGGCCAUCGUCGUCACCGACGCGCCGUCGGCCGCGCCGUCGGCCGCGGCCACCGACGCGCCGACGGCCGCGGCCACCGACGCGCCGACGGGCACGGCCACCGACGCGCCGAGUGGCAAGCCGUCGGCCCGCCCUAGCUUCGACUUCGGCGACGACGACCACUUCGGCAUGGGCUCGUACUCCUUCAGCUACGUCUGGGAGGACGACGACGACACGUGGGGCAAGCCCACGGCCAAGCCCAUGGCCAAGCCGACGCUCGCGCCGACGUCCUCGCCGAUGCCCGCGCCGACGUCCUCGCCGACGCCCGCGCCGACGUCCAAGCCCUCCUCGCGCCCGUCCGCCAAGCCUUCGCCCGCGCCGUCGCCCGCGCCGACGCCCGCGCCGUCGGCGCUCGACUUCGGCGACGACGACCACUUCGGCAUGGGCUCGUACUCCUUCAGCUACGUCUGGGAGGACGACGACGACACGUGGGGCAAGCCCACGGCCAAGCCCGUGGCCAAGCCGACGCUCGCGCCGACGUCCUCGCCGAUGCCCGCGCCGACGUCCUCGCCGACGCCCGCGCCCACGCCCGAGCCGUCGGCCAAGCCCUCCUCGCGCCCGUCCGACAAGCCGACGCUCGCGCCGACGAUCGACUGGUCGUCGACGGACGACGCGUUCUCCUUCUCCUACUCGUACGUCUACGGCGGCGGCGACGACGACUGGACGGGCACCACCUGCGCCUGCUCCGCGUUCUACAACGGCGCCGACGCCGAGGACGAGUUCCUCUGCGUCAAGAAGUCCAACGGCGUGUGCCGCCCGCCCAACGGCGGCGACGGCCUCUGCCCGGGCGACCACGACAUGUGCUCCAACAAGCGCAAGGGCUGAAGCCCCGGCAAGCCACCGGCGCCUCCGCCCUCCCCCGCCCCCCCCUGCCUGUUCACGAUAAGAAAGCUACUUGUCCC
This is a messenger RNA of Aureococcus anophagefferens, 7043 nucleotides long. RefSeq lists its product as hypothetical. The record is from RefSeq and is a predicted model, not a curated record. Bases 3121 to 6966 code for a protein of 1281 amino acids. Gene Ontology annotation, biological process: proteolysis. The transcript is spliced from 6 exons. NCBI's taxonomy places the organism in Eukaryota, Pelagophyceae, Pelagomonadales, Pelagomonadaceae. Gene Ontology annotation, molecular function: serine-type endopeptidase activity.